Molecule: messenger RNA, 7142 nt
Organism: Lingula anatina
Lineage: Eukaryota; Metazoa; Brachiopoda; Lingulata; Lingulida; Lingulidae
Biological process (GO): proteolysis; meiotic chromosome separation
Cellular component (GO): mitotic spindle; centrosome; cytoplasm
Molecular function (GO): protein binding; cysteine-type endopeptidase activity
Source: RefSeq, a predicted model, not a curated record
CUUAUCAGGACACAAAGGUCACCACUUGCUCAAGGGGAAUCUAAAGGAGAUCUCACAAAAGAUACUAACAGGAGUUAUGUGCAAAAGCAGUGUCUUCAGGCAGUUAAGGAUUUGGAAAUGUGCUACACUUCAGUAGAGAAGACAAGAAAAUGCAGCAUAACAGGACAAGAGCAUUACUUUUUAGGCUUCCAUGCAUACAAAUUUGCUGGUCAUUUUUUUAUGAAUGCUGAGUAUCCCCAUGCAGUGGACUUCUAUCAGUUUGCCUGUGAGCACUUUGCGGCAUGGAGCAAAUCUGAUUCUGACAGUCAAAAGGUGUCUGAGUUUCAGCUGUACAGGCGUUUCGAGUAUCUGGCAGAGAGUUUGCGUAGGUGUGGCAGGUAUAAGGAAGCUAUGGAGGCUGUCGUUCAGGGCAUUCUGUUGGAUCAGGGUCCAUAUAACCACAGAUCUGCAGCAGAAAUAUGGGUGAAGAUUAAGAGGGAUAUUUCUAAGGCAGAAACUAGUGAACAGUUGAAACCAGGAUCUCUGUUGGAUGCUAUUGAAGAAAAUGGAGGAAACCUUCAGGAAGGAGACAAAGUUGAUUUUCUGGAAAGUGAACUGAGAGCUCACAGAAAUAUUAAGACUCUGAAACUGGAAGACCAAACAGAAAUUAUACAGAAAUUGAUUGACACCUCCUCUAGUCCUGUGGUGCAAGCUGAGGCUUUGAUUGACAGUGCAGUGCUCUUACUGGCUAAAGAAGACUGGAAGUCUCCAGUGGAAAACUGUAAGAAGGCAAUUGCUCUGCUUGAAAAAGAACUGCAAAGAAAUGGCAAAAAGUAUACAUUGUCAAUAUUGAAGGAUGUGUUGGCAAGAGCAUUCUUCUGGCUAUAUGUAUGUGAGGCAGAAAGCAUAACAACUGAGUCACAGUCUAAUCUGGGAGCACCUGAUGAGGCAGUGGAACGUGCUGGUUCUCCAACACCUGAAGAAGAAAAUUGUGUAUUGAAUGGUCCAGUGUUUACACUGCAUAUGGAGAACCAAGCCAUUGCCAACCUGGAUAAAGCACUUGACCUGUGGUCUGCUAUACUACCAGAUGGUUGCAGAGCAGAUUGUGUGAGGGACUGUGUUGUAACUUCUGAGGGCCUUCUCCAGGUGGCACAGUUAUACAAGAUGGCUGGGAAACCUGUGCAAGCACUGAGAGCUCUCUCAGCAGCCAGCCACUUGGGUGAUCACAUCAGUUUUGCCUUGCGUGUGUCCUUGCACACCUUGCAGAUCCAGUUGCUGUGCAGUCUAAACCAGCCUCAGUCAGCCAAGGUACUGAUGGACCAGGUGGAUGGCUGGUUAGAGAAAUGGAAGCCUGAUAGGUCCAGUGAGGAGUAUGUUGUGUGGAAAUACAGGGUAGCUGUGGCAGAAGUCAUGGUGCUCUCACAAAAGUUCAGUGAAGCUCAAGAGAUAUUUGAGAUGGUCCAGCAGCAAAGCUUGGUGUCAGCCCGUACAAGGGACUGGUGUAUAGUGGAAGGCACCAUGAAGAGAUGUCUGGCCAAGAUGUUGACCUUGCCCCCGUACCAUGCUGCAGUAGGGGAGUGUGGGGAUUAUGCACUGGACAGAAUGCAUGAGGCUUGUUCACUGCUAACUGGGGUAUGGAAAUUCUUACAGGGAAAAGCUUCGGAGAGUGCCUCACUAAUGGACAAGUGGUCCAUCAUGACAGAGUACCUGGACACACUGCAAGCCACUGGACACAUGUACCUGGAUAUUGGGGAGAGCAGAGCAGCCAAGUGUUACCUCAAAGAGGGGAUGAUACUGGCACAGGAGUUUAACAUGCCUAGAAGACUGUCAGGGUUCCUCCUGUCCUUGGCCAAGCUGGAUACAUUGUCAGAAAAAUUCACUGAUGCAGAAGCCAAGUUGAACAUGGUGCAUUUCAUUCUGAACUCGGAGGUACACACUGUAAAACCUGAAAAGCAGCCAACAAGAAAGAUGGAUGUUGAAAAUGAGAAGGCAGAGAAGCAGCAGAAAAAGAAAGAUGAUUGCUUUGGAUUUGACAUAUCUGACGAAGAAGAUGAUGAUAGUGAAAAAGGGUUGGAUUUCCUAAAAAGAAAAGUCCUUGAAGAUCCAAUUCCAAGUGAUGAAAAUGACAGUGGAAAUGAGGACCCUUGUGCAUCUCCAUCUCUCCGGAAGCACGAAAGUAAACUUCCUGUGUAUUUAUCCCACAGCAACAAAUGCAGUUGUGUCCUCUGUCAUGAUUUCAUUCUUCACCCCCUGAGCAUGGAAUACAUCCAUGGGCUAGCCUGUUUGUCCAUGGAAAUGUUUGCUGUGUCAGAAUGUGCCACACUUGUCAAGACAGGGCUACAGUUUUACAACACUGCUUUCCAGAAGUCUACUCAGACCCUGAUGUCAAAGAGUUGUGAUAACUUGUACAAAGGAAAAAAAGAAAUUGACAAACUUGUGGAAUCACUAUUUUUACCAUGGAGUGUGCGGUUUUAUAUUCAGGUAGCAGAUACCAAGAUUGAGACCAACCUGCAGUGGGGCCCUGCUGGAAGGGCAUUAGCUAGGGCUGCUUCUCAUCUCAACUGUAGUACUGCGACAGGCUUGGUAAACCUCUGGAAAGAGAGGGCAUUUGUGUUUUAUUUACAGGCACUUGUUGGUUUAAAAGGAAUGGCAGAACCAAGUGACUACAACAACAUUGUGUCUAACCUGAAUGAUGAAUUUCAGAAGGUUGAAAUAACAAGUAAGGAGGAUUCUACUUUGAACAAUAUAACUGAUAUGCUUAAUCGCAUGGAUGUGAAAGAUGAAGGAAAUUUACCAAGCUUAGAUGAUACUAACUUGGUUAGCAAAAAUGAGAAAACAAAAAUGAAACCCAAAGUGGACAGUGGCAAGGCCUCAACAGAGAAUGUUCCCAUAGAAGUUUCAACAGAUAAGAUCACAAAUCCAUCGGCUCGAAGAAAAGGAAGAAAAACCUCUGCUGAAACCAGUGAUUCAACUCAAGAAACAUCAACCAACAACAGACGAAGAAGGAAAACAGAUGAGAAUGGGGACAUUGUUUUGUUCAAGAGUCCACCCCAGAAAACCAAGCGAGAAAAAACUGGCACUCAAAAUGAGGAGGCCACUGAUUUCGCUUCCAAUUUGAUGACACCCCUUCCUCUGAAGACCCCAAAAGCCAGCAGCAGAGCAGUGAAAAAAGAAGAGAUUUUCACUCCAAUGGCAAUGAAGACCCCGAAGAGUGUAUCAAGUCGAAGAGCAGCUCUGGACAUGCUGAUGGCAGAUAGUGAUAGUGAAGAGGACAAAAUCAAAUCCACAAAAAACAAGAGGACAGGCACAAGGAAAACCACAUCAACAACUGGAAGAGGAAAGGGAAAGAAAGCAGCAGUAUCAAAUCGCAAGGUGGAAACUGAAACAUCAGUGGUAUUACCCAGUGGGAAGGAUACCAGACUGCUUAAUGAACUUGAUGCUAAAAGUGUUGUGAAUGGUCUCAAAGUCAUUGACAUGAAUAGCCCAAGACCCUCCAUCAGUUCUGUCAAAAAUGGCAAAUACCUGGCUUCAAAUCCUUUAUUACAAUCUCCAGUGACAGGAGAUGUUUACUCCUUUGACAGCCCGGUGGCCAAUGUAGUCCCUGCAACUAGUUUGGCUUGCAAAGCCCCUGCAAGAAAAGGGAAAAUCAAGGGAGCUGCAUUGACUGCAGAGGAAAAGGGCAUGGAAGAUAUUGAGGUUUGUCCAGCUGUUGCUGAGAGGCCCAAACGCCGUGGUCGCCCAGUGCGGAUGACUAGGUCCAAGGUGGAUUUUAUAGAGCAUCAAAGAGAAAAUAUAUCCGAAUCUGACGAGGAUGUGGCUAUACCUUGUGGUGAUGCAAUAGUUGAGGAGGAAGUAGCUGUAGAUGUGGACAACCUUGUACAUGACACAUUGGACAGCCCAGGUCUGGUACACAAGACUGAAGAAGCUUUCAGUUUAGAUGCAUCAAUAGAGGUUCUGAGGGCUGGGGACACACCACAAGAAAAGAGGACAACGAGAGGGAGGGGAAGGAGAGCUAAGAGUGGCAAGUUGACUAACAGUGCGGAGGAUGUUGAAGCCCCAAGGACUAUCAAAGAAGAUGGGAAGAAAAAUGUGAAACCAGCAAAAACAGUGAAAGUCCAAGUUUUUAAAGAUGAACUGAGUGAAGGUGAAGAUGACUUUGAAGCUAAUUUUACAGAUCCUGAAGAAUGCAUUGAUUUGCUGAACAAGGCCUAUAAUCUUAUAAGACAGUUUCCUCCUAUGCUUCUGUACCGUAAAGUGUGUCAUAUGCUGGGGCUUUUGCUGGUGGAGAGAGAUCCUACUGCAGCAGCAUUCUACAUGUCAGAAGCAGUGGCUGUCACAUUCAGACAUUCCUUGUUAGCCAGCUGCAACAAGAAGAUUAAAAAGCUUGCCAAAGAGCCAGCAGCGUACAACAAUCCAGUGCAAUACCAAGAGGAAUUACAAAAGAUGCAGAAUAAUUUUAGUUUUCAGCAGUCACCUGAGAGCAUUCAGGCAUUUUGUCACAGUUUGCCAAAGGAGUGGACAGUUUGCCAGUUGUCUGGGUUUAUCUGUGAAGGAGGGAACAGCAAGCUAGUUAUCACCAGAUACAGAUCACAACAAGAACCCUUCAUUGUCAAAGUCCCGGGGUUUAUGUUUGCAUAUGGAGAAAUGCACAAAGAAUUUGCCACCAUCAUGACAGCAUGUAAGGAAAGCAUGAAUCUGACAGAGAAAGUAGCUUGGUGGACCACAAGGAGGGAACUAGAUGAAAGACUCAAGGAUAUGAUGAGCUACAUAGAGAACAAGUGCCUUAGAGAAUGGAGAGGGGUCCUUUUGGGACGACACUGCAAUGAUGAUGAUACUGAAAACCUUAGCAAAGCAGCCUCUGCUGUGCUCAAAACAAUCAAAAUCUCUAAAGUCAGUAAACCUCAACUGAAGCAAGCUAUUGAGGUCCUUAUUGAUUCUUCACACUUGUUGAGUGAUGGUGAUAUAAAAGAAGCAUUAAGCACAGUGUUAGAAAAUGGGGAUGCAGAACAUGUGACCAGCUUAAUUAGGAGACACGCUAAACAGUUGAACCUGUGCAUAGGAAAGAGACAGCCCAUCAUACUUAUACUUGACAAGAUGCUCCAGCAUUUUCCCUUUGAGAGUCUCCCCAUGUUAAGAUCUCACCCAGUGACUCGCCUUCCGUCCUUGCACUUACUGGGAGCCUUCCUCAGCAGUAUUGAGAGCAAUAAGGAGUCUGUCUUGAAUGAGGGGAUUGACCCAGAGAAGACCUACUAUAUUCUCAAUCCAGGCAAUGAUUUACCUCAUACCCAAAAGCAUUUUGAAGAUUGGUUUGAGGGUGAAAAGACUUGGAGGGGUGUAGUUGGCAAAACACCAACAUCAGACCAAUAUAAGGAAGCUUUGACUAAACCAGACCUCUUCAUCUAUUGUGGUCAUGGGACAGGAAGUAAAUAUCUCCAUGGCGACAACAUACAAAACCUCCAGUGCCGUCCUGCAGUGCUACUGAUGGGGUGUAGUAGUGGUAGACUGAACAACAUAGGGGCACUGGACCCAGCUGGGAUGAUACUCAGUUAUUUCAUGGCUGGAUGUCCAUGUAUAGUUGCCAACCUGUGGGAUGUAACAGACAGAGACAUUGACCGUUUCCUGGAAAACCUGCUCAAGGCCUGGUUACCUGGAGAGAGUGAUCCCAUGCUCUUGGAACACAUUGAACAAGCCAGGGACAGCUGUAGGCUGCCACACAUCAUAGGGGCAGCACCUGUGGUGUAUGGACUGCCUGUAGCAUUGACUAUGAAAUAGCAAUAAUUACGUCCAUCCAACCUCUAUUGAAUCUUAGGAUAUUGGUGAGGUGCAUUGAAUUCAGUGUGCAAUUUUACUGUGGAUAGUCAAAGAAAACAAGAGCCAUUGUAGAGGUGAUAUUCCACCAUGGUUUGCCCAGCAACAAUGAUAAAAAUUGUGUGUGGUACAUCAGUCCUAUGACAAGGAAGUCUUGGAUACUUUAGAAAACAUAAUAUUAUGCACAUUCAUAAUUGAUGAUUAAGAGUAGAUAUGCUAAAUAUUUCAGGUGGAAGAAAAAUUAGUUUUUGUUUUUCAUUCAGUAAGGAUUUCUCAAAUUCAUUGAUAGCUCAUUCAGUAUUAAUGAUGAAGUGUAGAAAUGCUUAAUAUCUCAGGUGGAUAAAAAUGAGAUUAUCAGUAUUUUUUUCUCCAUUCAGUAAGAAUCUGUCAAAUUCAGAGAUCAAUGCUGUUUAGGUUUUGAGAUAUACAAAAGAGAGAUUAAUGUAUUGAGCCUAUUCACGUGCUGGCAGUAAUUGGGCAGCUUGUCAAAGAUGAACCAAGCAUGAAUGCAGCUUAGUCUGGAACACUUCUUGUGCCUAGGUUUACAUUGGGUUCUGGAUUAUUUCAAAUCUGUUACAACUGGUUAUUAUUUGCUUAUUGUAGCAGUAUCUACCAGUCUGACUGAUGAGAAGGUUAAUGUUGUUUUGGAGAUUAUAUUGGGUCACUUUAUUAAAAUAAGCUCUUGGAAUCCUUAUUAGGUGGUUUAUUUUUCAUUAAACAAUAGAAAAGGUGAAUUCAAAUAAAUAUCUUGUUAGUGAUGUGUUGAAAAUACAGCGUCAGUCUUUGUGAUUUGUCAUGAAAUUUGAAAGGGACAGUAAUGCCAGUGAAUUAAACGAUAUCUUUUAAUAUCCUGUAAAAGUUUUUCUUAUCAGAAUAAUUCUGUUACCUUUGGCUAAGUAGCACUUUGCCUCCUCAAGGAACAUUUCUUCAGAUAGAAAGUAAUUUAUAUGGCAUGUUGCCCUUUUGGGAUCUAAUAAAUGUUCUUGCAACGACUUCAUUCUUGACAAAAUAUUGAGUAAAACUCCUGCUGAAUAAUUUUAUUACGUUAAAUCAAUUUGGCAUGUGUCAAUAAAUGUGUAAUUUCUCAAAUGUUUCAAAGCAGUCCCUUUAUAAUAGAAGCAUCUUAAUUCAGGAAUGGGGAAUUGGUAAUGGUGGGGUUAUUUGAAUAGUUUAGUAAUCUUAUGUGAGUAGAUUGAUGAUAAUUCAAUUUUAUCGAUAUCACAUGUUUGUAGAAAUUAGAAUGUUUGUAAUCUUGUUAUACGAAAAGUUAUGUAAGAUUUAUUUUUAAAUGAUAUCAAAUGUUUGUUUUCAGUAGAACCCAUAAGAUAGCAUAAAAUGGGAUAGUUGGUGUUACA